AAUUAGAAAGAGUAGAAAGAAGAAGCAACAUUCCCGGUAAAUUUCCAUAAUUUACCAAACUUCCCGUGCUCUGAAAAAAGCGUAAAGGGAAGGGAUCCAUUUAUUGGCAAUAAACAGAGGGAUGCUUCUCGGUAUUUUGUAAGGAUUUAUGUGAUAACAUAGUGAAACUAAUACAAUAAACGUCCAAAAUGUCGUCACCGGAUAGCACGGUGAUUUUUGCAAAACUGGAAGCCCUCAAGGAUAUUAGGUCAAAGACAUUACAACUUGAAAAAAUGAAGCAAAGGAUUAUACAAGAGGUAGAGCAAACUGAACAAGAAGAGAAAUGCUUAACAGAAUACAAACAAGAAAUGGAGCUUCUUAUGCAAGAAAAAAUGGCACAUGUUGAAGAGCUACGCCAAAUACAUGCAGACAUCCAUGCGAUGGAAACAGUUAUAAAACAAGCAGAAGAGGCUCGCAACAGAGCUAGGGAAACAGCAAAGUUGAUCCACAACAAUGACUAUCAACCAUUGAAACAUGACAUUGACAGAAUGCGGAGAGAAUAUCUAGGUCUAGAACGAUUGCCUGAACUCUACGAGACAGAAUCAGAUCUCAUUUCACCAGAUUAUUUUGAUCGCCCGAUGCAAAAAGCUGAGUGGCGGGUAGAGGUGAGGGGUGAAGAUCUGAUGCCCCCGUUGGGCUUACAUUCUCACCCGGGCCAUCCAGGGGGUCCGACUCCCUUUUUAGCUCCACAGCCACUCCAAGGCCCCAGUAAACCUGAGCCCAGACCUUUGCCACCAGCCCCUGGGCCGCCAGCUCCAACAUUCAGGUACCACUGGCAACAACCUCCACCAAUGAAAUCGUGUCUUUCAUGCCAUCAACAAAUUCAUCGGAAUGCACCAAUAUGUCCUCUAUGUAAGGCUAAAUCACGAUCGCGUAACCCCAAGAAGCCAAAGAAAAAAGACUAAUCUGCAUAUUCAAGUGUUACUCGGUAAUUAUGUGAG
Molecule: messenger RNA, 980 nt
Organism: Athalia rosae (coleseed sawfly)
Lineage: Eukaryota; Metazoa; Arthropoda; Insecta; Hymenoptera; Athaliidae
Product: zinc finger C4H2 domain-containing protein
Exons: 5
Coding region: 189-944 (251 amino acids)
Biological process (GO): positive regulation of neuron differentiation
Cellular component (GO): nucleus
Source: RefSeq, a predicted model, not a curated record